Messenger RNA from Pyricularia oryzae 70-15, 774 nucleotides. RefSeq lists its product as uncharacterized. The transcript is spliced from 2 exons. NCBI's taxonomy places the organism in Eukaryota, Fungi, Ascomycota, Sordariomycetes, Magnaporthales, Pyriculariaceae. Bases 1 to 774 code for a protein of 257 amino acids. The record is from RefSeq and is a predicted model, not a curated record.
AUGGAGCGUAAAAACGGGCGCGGGCCGGGGGAGGCCAAGGCCGGCCCACGACGAGCUUUAUUAUAUAUAAAAUAUACGACUCCGAGGACCGAGCGGGGCAGAAAAGCGAGCAUCUCCGGCGCGGAGGCCGGGUCAAACAAGGCCCCGGACGAGCUGGGAGGACGGGCGCGGAUGGGGGAAGCCCGGGCCCGCCCACAACGGAGGCCAGGGAAGGCUCUGGAUGAAAAGCAUUUGGAAAAGGUUUUAUAUGUGGAUGGCAGCGGGGCUUUAUCGACAACCACGUUUAGCACGGCUAUUACGGCUAUUACGGCUACUACGGCUACCAACCCGCCCGCCUGCAGCGCCAAUCUUUAUAUUUAUAUACAAAAUGUGCUAUGCUGGGAAGGGCCAUGGGCUGGGAAGGAGGCGGUUUGGGGGCCGGACGACACCAAACCCUAUGUACAAAAUGGGCCGGGCUGGGCCGGAACAAAGGACGGGAGGGCCAGCCGACACGAAGCUUUAUAUAUAAAAUGUAUUGUGCUGGGAGGGAAGCAGGCUGGGCCAGCCGACACCAAGUUCGAUGGACAAAAUAUGCUCCAGCCGACGCCAAAUUACAUGCAUAACGUGUGCGACCCCGGGACCGAACAGUGCAGAAAGGCGAGCAUUCGGCAUCCAGCCCACAGCGGAGGCCAGGGCCCGGAUGGGCCGGGAGGGUGGACGCGGACGGGGGAGGCCAGGGGCGGCCCGCCGCGGCGGCCAGGGCCUGAAUAUACCAACUUCAGCAUGUCAUAUUGA